This is a messenger RNA of Danaus plexippus (monarch butterfly), 1103 nucleotides long. RefSeq lists its product as uncharacterized. Bases 28 to 1017 code for a protein of 329 amino acids. The record is from RefSeq and is a predicted model, not a curated record. Lineage: Eukaryota; Metazoa; Arthropoda; Insecta; Lepidoptera; Nymphalidae. The transcript is spliced from 5 exons. Gene Ontology annotation, cellular component: lysosome. Gene Ontology annotation, molecular function: cysteine-type endopeptidase activity.
AAACAAGUAACCUACCAGGCCAUCACGAUGGAGUGUCUCUAUAUUUUCGCUUUGAUAUUCGUCAUCGGACAAGUCGAGAGCAGGAAAAUAAAUCUCCCGUCGAAAGUAUUUUAUAAAAGUACUGACGCAGAGGAUCUUUUCAUAGAAUAUGUCCACAAAUAUAAUAAACGUUACAACGAGGAUGAAUAUGAUAGACGUUUUCAGAUUUUCAAAGAAAAUUUAGAGAAUAUCAAUGAACUCAAUAGAAAAAGUAAUUUGACUGUUUACGGGAUUAAUCAUUUGACCGAUCUUAAAUAUGAAGAAGUUGCAAGUACAUAUACGGGAAUGGGUUCACAUAUUGAUGUCACAAGUUUGAAGAAAUACGAGCCAAAAGGAUUUGCACCAGCGAGCUUGGACUAUCGUAGCUAUGGUUGGGUGACUGAAAUAAAAGAUCAAAGACACUGUAAUACAUGUUACAUUUUUAGCGCGAUUGGCGCUAUCGAAGGACAGCACGCAAAACUUCAUGGAAACCUAGUUUCUUUAUCAGAACAGCAAGAAUUGGAUUGUGAGAGCGGGGAUGGUUGCAAGACGGGAGGGUUUCCUCAUGAAGCUAUGAAUGUUCUCGCUCAGCAAGGAGGCUCUAUGUCUGAAGAAAAGUAUCCGUAUGAGGAAGGAAAGGGACAGUGCCGUACUGAUAAAUCCAAGAUUGUUGUUAAAGUUACCGGAGGAUCUCAGUUGACAGUUUCCAGCGAAGAUGACUUAAAAGACGCUUUGGCAAACAACGGCCCACUGUCCAUCGCUUUAUUUAUUUGUCGGGAAUUCCAACAUUAUACUGGAGGCAUAUUUGUUCACAACUGCCAGGGAGAUGACGGGCAUGCUGUGGUACUUGUAGGCUACGAUUCAGCUGAUGGCCAGGAAUACUGGAUCAUCAAGAACUCGUGGGCCACGGUCUGGGGAGAGCAAGGAUAUAUGCGAAUGAAGUUAGGAUCAUCCCUUUGCCAAAUAGGAUAUUAUAUCGCUCUGGCUUCAGUAGCAUAGGCAAGAAGAAAUGUAUAUACAUACACGUGACUUGUAAUGUGUAUAAUAUUAUGUAUAUAAAUAAAAGGAAAACUGCGAUUAAAAAA